AUGUUAGUAUCUGUUUUGCUCUGCAAGGCUCAGCAAAAAUUGCUCUAUGCUGAUGAUGCCCAGAGCGACAUAACUUCCAUCUGCGCAGGGUCAGAUAACCUCUUUCUGGGUACUACGGAUGGCUUCGUCCAUAUUCUCUCUAGGGCCUUUAAGGUCAUUCGGUCCUUCAAAGCCUACGACACAGGCCCAAUAACGCACAUGAAACAGGUUACUGGGACAUCGUAUCUUGUGACUCUGAAGGAAGAUUUAUCAAGCGAACCCGUGCUGAAGGUAUGGGCACUCAAUGAAGUAGAUAAGAAGACUGAUGAACCUCGAUGCCGUUCGACUAAAAACGUGCAUAACAAGCGGAGGCAAUUUCCAGUCUCUGCGUUUGUUGUGUUGGACGACCUAUGGCAGAUCGCAGUGGGAUUUGCCAAUGGUUCGGUGACUCUUAUUAGAGGGGAUUUAAUUCAUGAUCGGGGUGCUGAGCAGAGAACGAUUUUUGAAUCAGAAGAACCUAUCACUGGCCUGGAAGUUCAACGCGGAGCCACAACAACACUCUUUAUUGCCACUACUGGGCGCAUACUCACCAUAGUUAUCACCGGCAAAGGGGACGGCCAGCCUGCUCGUACAUUGGAGAACCUAGGCUGCGGGGUGGGCUGUAUGUCAUUCGACAAAGAUACUAGCGAUGUCCUUGUUGCGCGGGAGGAUGCUAUAUACACAUAUAGACCAAACGGCCGCGGGCCAAGCUUUGCAUUUGAUAGCCCGAAAACAUUUAUCGAUGUUUUUCAGGAUUAUAUUGCCUUGGUUUGCCCACCCCUCGUACCAAUGGACAAGUCAGCUACUUUGCAGAGGUUUGGGACCAGUCAAGUAGAUGAAAUAUUUAAUACUUCCACUUUCACCCUCCUCGAACCGGAUUUGAAGUUUAUCGGACACUCUGAAGCUAUUUCGUCCAAGAUAAAGCACGUUUUUAAGGAAUGGGGUGAUCUAUUUCUCAUUACUGUGGAUGGAAAGGUGCUAGUGUUCAACCUAGAGUUUAUUUUAUGUGCUAACAAUUACAUGCAGCUCUACCGAUAUCAGGAGAAAACGUUGCAAGAGAAAUUAGAGAUUCUUUAUCAGAGGAAUCUUUAUAUCUUAGCCAUCAAUCUUGCACAGAAGGCUGGCAUUGAUACACUACAACAAAAUAUCAUUUUUCGCAAAUAUGGCGACUAUUUGUAUCACAAGGGUGAUUACGACACCGCAAUGCAGCAGUAUCUCCGCGCUAUAGAUAAUACCGAGCCAUCGCAAGUGAUCCGCAAGUUCCUUGAUACUCAACGCAUCCAUAACCUUAUUGAAUAUUUAGAAGAGCUGCAUGACCAUGAAAAGGCAACAAUUGACCACACCACCUUACUCUUGAAUUGUUAUGCGAAGUUAAAAGACACGACUAAACUGGACUCUUUUAUUAAAACCCCUGGAGAAUUGAAAUUCGAUUUAGACACCGCAAUUGCGAUGUGUAGGCAGGGUGGUUAUUUUGAACAAGCCACUUACCUAGCGACAAAACACGGGGAAAAUGAUAUGGUGGUUGACAUCCUAAUUGAGGACUCUAAACAAUAUUCCGAAGCUCUAAGGUUUAUUUGGAGCCUAGACCCAGGCCUUGCAUACCCUAAUCUCAUGAAAUAUGCCCGGGUUUUGUUAGAACACUGCCCACAAUCCACCACCAAAAUUUUCAUUGAUUACUAUACUGGACGAUAUCGACCCAUUAGAAAAAAGGAAGAGGAAGUAGUGAAAGGUGAAGAGAUACGAACUACAGGAGGUUUGCAGAACUUAGCAUCUCUUAUCCCAUUACCGUACCUUAGCAUUUCUAAGACCGACCAUUCAAAAUCCACAAUCAGCGAACCUCAGGUUACGACAGAGCAAGAAGAAAUUAUCCAGUACACCGUCCCAAAACCCAGGACAUCCUUCUCAUCAUUUGUUGACCAUCCCGAGGAAUUCAUCGUUUUUCUCGAGGCUUUAAUCAAACAGGAAGAUUUAACGAAGGACGAUAAAGUCGAUAUCUAUACUACAUUAUUCGAAAUGUAUCUUGAUACUGCAAGCCGCAAACGAAAUUCAACGGAAAAAGCCGAUUGGGAAGCGAAGGCUAAAAAACUGAUUGAAGGGAGCGACAUACCCGUUUCUACGUCAAACGUGUUGUUGCUAUCGGAUUUAUCUGGCUUCCAAGAAGGAACCACUCUCGUACGGGAACAGCAGGGUUUACGAUCUGAUAUCUUACGAUCAUACGCCGCUGUAAAAGAUACCCCAGGGGUGAUUAAGGCUUUACGAAAAUACGGACCAGAUGAGCCACAACUCUAUAUUGACGCACUCGCAUACUUUGCAUCAAGCCCCAAAACCCUAGAAGAGGCGGGAGAUGAACUUGACAUUGUUCUGAAACGUAUAGACCGAGAUGGGCUGAUGUCGCCGUUGCAAGUCAUACAAACCCUAAGCAACAAUGCUGUCGUUACAAUGGGCAUGGUCAAGAAGUACCUUGACGAUAAUAUACAAAGGGACAGAAAGGAGAUUUCGAAUAGCCGACGUCUUAUCAACAGUUACACCACCGAGACUGAAUCCAGGCGGCAAGAAAUCUCUGAGCUUGGUUCCAAACCUACUGUUUUUCAAGCCCGCCGCUGCUCGUCUUGCGGCGGUAACUUAGAUCUUCCCACUGUGCACUUUCUUUGCAAACACUCGUUCCACCAACGUUGUUUAAAUUCUGUCGAUGAGAACCUAGAAUGUCCCCUCUGUGCACCCCAAAACGCGACAAUACAAGCGAUUCGAGAACGCCAGAUCAAGGCUGCGGAUCAACAUGAACUUUUCCGCACAGAGUUGGAACGGAGUCGGGAUCGUUUCGGACUCAUUAGUGAGUUUUUUGGUCGGGGAGUUAUGAAACCUGGAAAUCUCGAGUAA
Ophidiomyces ophidiicola is the source of this 2895-nucleotide messenger RNA. It is a transcript of the gene VPS11, whose product is annotated as Vacuolar protein sorting-associated protein 11. The coding region runs from base 1 to 2895 and encodes 964 amino acids. The transcript is spliced from 5 exons. Gene Ontology annotation, biological process: endosome organization; vesicle-mediated transport; vacuole organization. The record is from RefSeq and is a predicted model, not a curated record. Gene Ontology annotation, molecular function: protein-macromolecule adaptor activity; protein binding. Gene Ontology annotation, cellular component: HOPS complex; endosome. NCBI's taxonomy places the organism in Eukaryota, Fungi, Ascomycota, Eurotiomycetes, Onygenales, Onygenaceae.